CGCAGUGUGAUUUCGGCCUCGGCUCUCGCAGGACCGCGUGGCUCCCGCUCGACACUCGGUGGCCGCAACGCCCACGACGAUGGCCACGCCGCGACGACUGCUCGUCGCGCUCGCGACGGCUCUCCUCCUUGGCAGCGCAGCGCGCUGCCAGAGAGCGCCGACGAUCUCGUACAUAUCGCAAGAGCAGAUCAAGGACUUGGGCUCGAACGUGGAGCUGACGUGCAAGGUGCAGUACAGCCAGGACUACCCGGUGCUGUGGAUCAAGCUGGACAGGACUCGCUACGAUCAGAUGCCCAUCUCCAGCAACGCCGCGCUCAUCGUUCCCGACGGCCGGUUCUCCCUGCGAGUCGAGCCCGCCACCUCCAGCUACACCCUGCGGAUCGACGACAUUCAGGAGACGGACGCGGGCUACUACCAGUGCCAGAUCCUGAUCAGCACGCACACCAAGGUGGCGGCCGAGGUGGAGCUGACGGUGCGCCGCUCGCCUAUUAUCAACGACAACUCGACGCGCUCGCUGCUGGUGAGCGAGGGCCAGAGCGUCCGGCUCGAGUGCUACGCCGACGGCUACCCCAAGCCGCGCGUCUCCUGGCGACGCGAGAACAACGCGAGGCUGCCCACGGGCGGCUCGAUCUUCCGCGGCGGCGUGCUCCGGGUGCCGGCGGUGCGCAAGGAGCACCGGGGCACCUACUACUGCGUGGCGGAGAACGGCGUGGGUCGGGGCGCGCGGCGCAACGUCAACCUGGAGGUGGAGUUCGCGCCGGUGAUCGAGGCCAAGCGGCCGCGGCUCGGCCAGGCGUUGCAGUACGACAUGGACCUGGAGUGCCACGUGGUCGCCUACCCGCCGCCUGCCAUCUCCUGGCACAAGGACCACCGCCAGCUGGCCAACAACCAGCACUACAGCGUCUCGCACUUCGCCACCGCCGACGAGUACACGGACACCACGCUGCGCGUCAUCAGCAUCGAGAAGAAGCAGUUCGGCGACUACGUCUGCCGGGCGGCCAACAAGCUCGGCUCGGCCGAGACCACGGUCCACCUCUUCGAGACCGUCGUGCCGGUGUGCCCACCCGCCUGCGGCCAGGCCUUCUACACCAGCGGAUGA
Messenger RNA from Phymastichus coffea, 1099 nucleotides. RefSeq names its product lachesin-like. Gene Ontology annotation, cellular component: neuron projection. The transcript has 5 exons. The coding region runs from base 80 to 1099 and encodes 339 amino acids. NCBI's taxonomy places the organism in Eukaryota, Metazoa, Arthropoda, Insecta, Hymenoptera, Eulophidae. The record is from RefSeq and is a predicted model, not a curated record.